Tribolium madens (black flour beetle) is the source of this 3215-nucleotide messenger RNA. RefSeq names its product lysosomal alpha-mannosidase-like. The record is from RefSeq and is a predicted model, not a curated record. Gene Ontology annotation, cellular component: lysosome. NCBI's taxonomy places the organism in Eukaryota, Metazoa, Arthropoda, Insecta, Coleoptera, Tenebrionidae. Gene Ontology annotation, biological process: mannose metabolic process. The transcript is spliced from 11 exons. Gene Ontology annotation, molecular function: carbohydrate binding; alpha-mannosidase activity. Bases 77 to 3154 code for a protein of 1025 amino acids.
UUCUGCUCGAUAUAAAUAUGACGUAAAAUUUUUAUCCAUAAUACGUAUAGUUUGAUUGUUGAACAAACCCAAAAUUAUGUUAGUGUUACUUCUGUUAGGUCUAGAACUGUAUUUUGUAGUUUCUAGUCCUAUUACAGGAACAGAAAGCACAUGUGCUAGUAAAUCGACUUGCAAGCCUAUAGACGACGAAAAAAUUAAUGUGCAUCUGGUUCCACACUCUCAUGAUGAUGUCGGUUGGUUAAAAACGUACGAGGAGUACUACCACGGAACUGGACAAUUUAAUAGUUACGAAAAUGCGGGAGUUCAAUACAUUCUAGACUCAACCAUUCAGGCUUUGUCAGCCAAUUCUGAACGAAGAUUUAUUCAAGUCGAAACUGCAUUCUUCUGGAGAUGGUGGAACGACCAAACAACCGACAUACGUAAACAAGUCAUAAGUUUAGUUAAUACUGGUCAACUAGAAAUGAUUAACGGAGCUUGGUCUAUGAAUGAUGAAGCAGCAGCUCAUUAUCAAUCCAUUAUCGAUCAGUUUACUUGGGGUUUCAGGAUUUUGGACGAUACUGUUGGGGAAUGUGGAAAACCUAAAAUUGGGUGGCAAAUUGAUCCUUUCGGUCACAGUCGUGAACAUGCUUCAAUCAUGAAGCAGUUGGGUUUCGAAGGGUUAGUCAUUGGCCGUCUGGAUUACAGAGAUAAAGACAAAAGGAAACAAGAAAAAAAUUUAGAUUUUAUGUGGAAUACGAACGAUAAUUUUGACGAUGCCCAAAUAUUUACUACGAUGUUUCCAGAUUUUUACGUUAGUGAAAGUGGAUUCUGCUUUGAUGUUACUUGCUAUGAUACUACUAAUAUUACCGAUGAUAACAUUGACGAUAAAGUUAAAGAAUUCACUGGGAGAUUAGAUACAUAUAAAGAAUAUUACCAAACAAAAAAUAUUUUAUUACCUAUGGGCGGUGAUUUCACUUUUCAAAAGGCUGAAAUUAAUUUCGCAAGCAUAGAUAAACUAAUUGAAGGUUUUAAAAACCAUGAAAAGUACAACGUCAUAUACUCAACACCUUCUUGUUACAUAAAAGCAGUUAAAGAUGAAGUUAAAAAGAAUAAUAUUAUAUUGAAAGUAAAGUCAGACGAUUUCUUCCCCUACGCAUCCGAUUCCCACUCUUUUUGGACCGGCUACUUUACUUCACGACCAGCUUCAAAAAGAUUUGAACGAAUUGGUAACAACAUUCUUCAAAGCGCUAAACAACUCACAACUUUCUCUCGAAUUAAUGGGAAUGACGACGACAAGAAUAUUCUCAAACUAAGAAUGGCAAUGGGUGUCAUGCAACAUCACGACGCCAUUACUGGUACCGAGAAACAAGCGGUUACUGAUGAUUAUAGUCUUCAGCUUGAUGAAGCAAUCAAAGAAGCUCAAAAACCUCUUAGUAAUAUUAUUAGAGAUCUUCUCAAAAAGAACGACAAUGUCAGUGUUGAUCUUAAAUUAUCUACUUGUCUGUUGUCAAAUGUUAGUAUAUGUGACACCACACAAAAUGACCGUUUUCUGGUUGCUAUUCAAAAUCCACUUUCGAAAACUGUAUCACAUUACGUACGUCUUCCAGUUGAUGGAGAUAAUUACAAAGUAACAGGACCUGAUGACGAGGAAAUUAAAUACGACAUGUUCGAUGCUAUGCACGAUUUCGGUUUUAUUAAAGGUGCUACACCGGCCAAAAAAGAGUUGGUGUUCCAAGCUGCAGAUUUGCCACCACUGGGUAUAAAAUUGUUCUACGUCGAGAAAAUUGAUGGAAUCUCAAAAUCAUACCAUAAAUUUGAAGACGUUACAACUGAUCGUGCAUUCGGGGACCAGAAAUCUAACGGUUUUACGAUCGAUACAAAAGGAAAAUUAGCGACAAUAACAAUUAAUGGACAACAUCUAAAUAUUGUGCAAGACUUUUUCUUUUAUAAUGGCUAUAGUGGUAGUUCCAGCAGUGCUGUUAAUAGAGCAUCUGGUGCUUACAUUUUUCGACCAGACGGAGAAGCUAUACAGGUAGCAACAGCCUUACCAAAACUACAAUUUGCAAAAGGUGAUCUUGUUGAUGAAAUUUUACAAGUAUACAACGACGAAAUCACUCAAGUUAUAAGAGUAUAUAAGGGAAAAGACGAUAGUUAUAUUGAAUUUGACUGGCUUGUAGGGGAUCUUAAACUUGGUGACAAAGGGAAGGAGGUGUUUACAAAAUUUACGGCAAGUUCUAUUAAAAACAACGAGAUCUUCUACACUGAUGCCAACGGACGUCAGCAAAUCAAAAGACAAAGAAACAAAAGAAGCGAUUACGAUUAUGACUCCAGUGAAGAACCUGUUACCAGCAACUAUUACCCUAUUACUUCUAAAAUUGUGAUCAAAGACGAAACUCAAAAACUGGAAGUCGCUGUUUUAAAUGAUCGCGCCCAAGGUGGAAGUAGUUUGAAAGAUGGAGAAAUUGAAUUGAUGAUUCACCGAAGAGAAAAAGCUGACGACAGUUUUGGUGUUAACGAAGUACUAAAUGAACAACAGUACGGAAAAGGUCUUUAUGUUCGUGGACAGCACUACUUAACGUUAGGAAAAACUGAUGGCUCAGGAGCCGUUUUGGAACGAGAUUUAGCUCACAAAAAACUUCUUGCACCUCUUGUUUUGGUCGGAAAUGCUGAAAAUCUUACAUUAGAUCAACUGAAAGAAGAAAUUAAUUUUAAAUUUGAAGGUCUUAAAACAUCACUUCCGGAUAAUGUCCAAAUGUUAACUUUAGAGCCAUGGAAUAACAGUUACAUUUUACGAUUAGAACAUAUUUUCGAAAACAAUGAAGACACUGAAAUGUCAAAAGAGGUCACCAUUGAUCUUACUGAUCUUUUCAGUUUAUUUAAUAUUACGGAGCUUAUACCAGUAACUUUAGGCGCUAACCAAAAACUCGAAACUGGGGACAGUAGUGUCAUUAAACGUUUUGCAAGGGCCUUAAAGUUAACUGACGAUAGUACAGAUCUUAAAAUUACCCUUAAACCAAUGGAAAUUAAAACUUUUAUUUUUAAAACUGAUAAAAAUAAUGACGGCGGUGAGGAUAACGGAACCACUGAUGGCAAGGACGAUAGCAACAAUAGUCAAGCUUUGAGCUCUACCUCAAUGCUAGUUGUCUUUAUGUCGACUAUUUAUAUGCUUUUCUAAGCAAGUUUAAAUAUUCUGGCAUAAAAGUCGUCUAAUAAUAAAUGUACUUUCUGGAAAUAUU